CCUUGCAAAUGAGACUUUGAACCCUCUAACUUCUGCUUCCACCUUCUUUUGACUCCAUAUUUCAGGAGCAAUCACUACCGCAGCUCCUCGCAAACCGCUUCAAGGCAACUUCGUCAGGUCGAAGAAGGGCUGUGCCACCGACAACCAACCCCUCUUUUUUCUCGCGCCGCCUGAUUUGCAUCCAAUCAUCCCCAAGUUCUGGGCAGCCAGAGCCAGAACAGCAAUGGGAACAUCCAAGACUUCCGGAAAAUCCUCCAAGAGCAGCAGCCCAAAGUCCGACGGAAAGACAGUGAAGGAAACAAGGCAGAAAUUCCAGCGUCUCAGUGUCAUCGUCUUCAGCGGAGACCCGUUGGACCUCCCGGAAACCAGACACACCGGGUUGUAUAUCGAACACCUGAACGAGGACGGAUCAAUCAUUGGGCGGAACUUCCUUCAUGUAACGGGAUCAGCCGGGAUCUUUCAGCGGGAGGAGAGCAUCGAACGCAACCCUACCGGCAGCGAGCUGUUUACGGGCAGUGUGCAUGUCGCAACCAUCGUCGCAACCGGUUCGUCCGACAGGCGCCUGCGAAAUGCCAUUUGGGCCACGCCUGUUAACAACGCUGAAUACGACUGGAACUGUCAGAGCUGGGUCGGUGACGCGUUGACCAGUUGCGUCAAUGCUGGGCUUAUCUCGACCGAACAAAGGGACAUGGCGAUUGACGGAAUGGCCGAGCUCAUCCUGCAGGCCACUGAUAUGGCCUAGUUUUGAAAGGAGCACGGGCACAUGUUUGUCAUCUGGAGUUGGGGAUUAGGAGUUGGACGUCUCUUCGCGAAAGGUUGGACCGUGGACAUGCAGAUAUUUGGAAUUAGA
Molecule: messenger RNA, 850 nt
Organism: Thermothielavioides terrestris NRRL 8126
Lineage: Eukaryota; Fungi; Ascomycota; Sordariomycetes; Sordariales; Chaetomiaceae
Exons: 1
Coding region: 224-742 (172 amino acids)
Source: RefSeq, a predicted model, not a curated record